This is a messenger RNA of Symbiodinium pilosum, 1212 nucleotides long. The record is from the annotation of a GenBank genome assembly. Lineage: Eukaryota; Dinophyceae; Suessiales; Symbiodiniaceae.
AUGUCCAAGCGGCAGCAGAAGAAGCAGGUGCUGCGAGACGCCAGGCUUGAACGUAAAGGCCACAAGAAGCUUCAGAAGCAGGUUGAUGCAUUGGGAGCCGCCCUUGCUGCAUUGGACAGAUGUCUCACAGAACAUCUGGGACACGAGAGAACAACAAGGGAAGCUCUGCUUGAAGCAUUCGGAGAAACUCGCUGUGGCUACCAGCAACUUCCGCUUGCACAUGGGCCAUGUCUUGCCAAAGGCUUGAGUCUGCUAGGCUCCUGCCUUCUCCGGCCACAGCGCUACAACGCUAAGUUUCUUCCGCAAGAGUAUUCAUUAUUGCAUAAGAUCUGGACACUGUUCCGCGGCAACGUGGCAAAUGCAGGUGUGCUUGACAUUGGAGCGGGCAACGCGAACUGUGCUGUUCUGGCUGCGGCGCUCCUUGGGCUGACAGUGAUAUGCGUGGAGCGCGAGUCUCCCAGGAAGGAGCUGAGGGCUGAGGAGCAGCUCCCAGAAGUUCUAAAAAGCCGUGUAAUUCGAAUUGAGGCAGACAUCGCUGACUUUGAUGGGGAUUGUUUAGCACGUCUUGCGCGUCAGGCUGGCUUGGAAAGGUUUGUGCUGGUUGCGAAACACCCUUGCGGCAUUUGUGUGGAUCGGUCAAUCGACUGUGCGGUACAGCUGCGGCGGCCUGCAGGUUCAUCAGCCGGCCCCUGCUUGAUCGGCGUUGUGAUUGCAACGUGCUGCACAAACAAGCUGAGUCUGGAUGACUUUCGAGUUUCUCGGGUGGAGGAGUUCUGUAAUCUGAACGCUGACGGCCUACCCUCAAAGACGGAUGCUUUGGUAAAAGCAGUUGAGGUCAUGAGCAAGUGCAGUGCUUGGCGCAGCGCCUCGGGCAGCCUAGGGAAUGCGAUUACGAGCGAGCAGGUAUCGUGGGCAGAGCUGUUCGAAGAUCACUUGCAAACCUUACGGCUUAAGAGGUUAUCGACUGCUUUUGGAACUUCUUUGGAGGUGCGUUUUGCACCUCGAGAAUGCACGCUGCAAGACAGGUGCCUUUUGGCCACAGAGUCCCCUUUGCCAGAGACCAUCUGCGCCGACCAUUCCUCGGAUCCAGUUUUUCUUGACCGUCUGGAAAAUGGAGUCAAGGAGCUUUUCAAAGAGGCAGGUGGUCCUUUGGACUGCAGGCCCAAGGGGCUCAAGUCUGCAAAGUACGAUUUUGAUUACACGGCUGAUUGA